UUAUGCGGUUCCCCAAAGUCCAAGUGCCCAACCCCUCUCUCUCUCUCUCUCUCUCUCUCUAAAACCAUUUCGAUCCCUCGCGUAGAAAAUCGUGGGAAUUUGUUGGGAAUUAUUGUUAUUUUUAAUUUUGUUUUUAUUAUGUUGCAGCGAUUCGUCGAUCACGUCCUCGCCGUAACAAAAGAAUCUGUGAAGACAGUCACUUAUGAAUCGCUGAAUAGUAUUGCAAGGUUGAUAAAUGGGGUUUCGGCACUCUUGUUGACAAUAUUGCCAGGGAAGGCUAACUUGUUAGAGGGAAUCCAUGGUUGGGAGCUCAGACCUACAUUCCGAGGACCUCGCCUUCCUCGGUGGAUGGAAAAUGGCGUUUCAUCAUUCAAUGAGUUCAUUCAUGAGCUUUCUGUGGAUUCUGACACUUCAUCGACCACUGGUUCCAUAUCUAGUGAAGAUGAUGACGAUGAUAAUAUUUACCCUGCCUCUCCUUUGUCUCAGUCUUCACGUUUAUCUCAUUCAAGCAGUAUCACCAGAUAUGAUAGACGCUUAAUACGCUCUAUACGACGCAUACUUUCCUGGAUUCUGUGGCCUGCCACAGUUGUUCUUUGGUUGCCAUUUAUCUUAUUCCAAUCUGCCAGAUCUAGGAGAGGUGAAUCAGUUUCUCCUCGCAACCCAGAAACUCACCAGCUGUUAGGUCGUCGCAUUGCUAGAAGGUCAUUUCACAUAAAAGACCAUGUUGUUCAGCGUACUACUGACAGACGGCGUGGAGUUUUUGAGGAUCUCCAGCUGGCAAUUGAGAUAUUCAUUGAAUCAGUUUUCGAGACGGUUCACAAUGCAGCACACCUUGUUCUUUCUCCUUCUGAGGUUUGGCAGAAAUUAUAUUCUUUGGUUUCGCUUCGUGGAAGCAGUGGGAAAGUUAGCUAUGAUAGUGAUUCCGAUGAAGCUGUUGUUCCAACUGCUACCGUUGGCAGUGUUGAUCCAACUCCAACUGAAAGACGGACUACAUUUCACCAUUCUUUAAACACAGACUCGCGGACCUGUGAAGAUGUCAUAACUGAGCUUGGCUAUCCUUAUGAGUCUAUACGUGUGGUUACGGAUGAUGGAUAUGUGCUUCUUCUGGAGAGAAUUCCUAGGCGUGAUUCUGAGAAGGUUGUGUAUCUACAACAUGGGAUAUUGGAUUCAUCGAUGGGCAUCAGAGCUAUAUGACGAACAAAACGAGUCUUGCAAGCUGGAUUUUUUUUUGAACAAUGUGCUUCAGAGCUAAAAUCCCAUUAAUGGUAAUUGUUGAAUUUAUAAAAGUUGAAAUGUAGCAAGGUGUUUGUAGAUUGUACCUCUACUACAAAGUAGCUAGUAGCAGUUCGAUCUUCCUUCUCGUUUCUUGAGUUAGCCUAAAAUAAUGCAACAAAAAUUUGGGCUCAAUUUUAGUUGGAUAUUUCAAUCAUGUUUGAUGCUUUGCUUUCUUUCUUUUGGUGGUUAACAGAAGAGAUGGACUUUACCAAAUUAUAAUGCAUACUUUGGAUCAAACCCAUAUACCAGUCAUGUGAUGAAAAAUCAAGUGUUAGGGCUUUAGGGGCCUAUUUGCAAAUGGUCAAAAUUCAAUAACUGUUUGUCCAGUUUUCCUAAAUUUUGUACUAAACUAUCCAAUGUGAAGAAGUUAUUUUCUUUUGCAGUGUCUUGGGGAAUUCAAUGAUUUCCAUUUUAUGAUUCAGCUAGUGAAUUUCCUAUGCUGUGCCGAGUUUGUGCUACUUGGCACCUCUUUUUCGUAAACAACAAAAAAAAAAACCAAUCAACAAGCUGUUGCAGUUCAUUUAGCCAAUCCUUCUUUAAUAUAUUGUGAACUUUCCUAGAGCUUUAGAGGGUUUCAGCUGUAAAUCAAGUUUAGUAAGAGUGUUGCAGUUCAUUUAGCCAAUCCUCCUUUAAUAUAUUGUGAACUUUCCUAGAGCUUUAGAUGGUUUCAGCUGUAAAUCAAGUUUAGUAAGAGUG
This is a messenger RNA of Ananas comosus (pineapple), 1971 nucleotides long. RefSeq lists its product as uncharacterized. Lineage: Eukaryota; Viridiplantae; Streptophyta; Magnoliopsida; Poales; Bromeliaceae. The transcript is spliced from 7 exons. Bases 139 to 1194 code for a protein of 351 amino acids. The record is from RefSeq and is a predicted model, not a curated record. Gene Ontology annotation, biological process: lipid metabolic process.